UUAACAUCUAAUUUCUUCCAACAGUAUCACCUUUAAUUAAACAUGAAGGUCAAUUGAGAAUAAAGGAAAUGAUCACAAACUAAUUCAUACGUAUUGGUAUCGUCUAGGAGAGCCUUCACCUUGUUGUGAUAAUCUUGUUUGUUUAGGAUUACCGUAGUGCGCCCUUUGUCCGCUAGUAAGAUUACAAUUGAAUCGUCUUUCGCCAGAGCCUUAAUGGCUUCCCUUUCAGCUCUGCUGAUGUUUGGUCUUGGGGGUUUGCUCUUGCUUACGAUUUUAACUACUUCAUUUCUCAGGCUCUCGGCUUGGCUUUUCUCUUUUAGUUGAUUACAGGCCAGUUCCGUGGCUGCCACGAUCUCAUCAACUGGAAUCUUUGAUGGAGUUACGCUAAAAUUCAGACCUUUCAUGAGAACUGAGCGUUCACUGUCAGAAAGAGGGUGGUCAGAGAGAUUCAUAACCCACUUUGUCCGAUCAAUGUUGAUAUCUCCAAUGUUUGUCGUCGGUGACCGAAUUUCUUCUUUACUGAUCAGUAGGCGGUCAAACUUUAGCCUCUGGCGGCUCUUUGCCAUCUCAUGUGUUACUUUAGGAAAUGUUUAGGGAACAUUAAGGAAAAUUUGCAUACUGAUGUUAGUGUUAGGAAUGGUAUAGGGCUUUAAUCUGACUGUCAAUGGACCUGUAUACUCUGUGGCUAUAUAGGCUGUAUGAACUGACAUCAGAUCAUGUCAAUACUAGAACAAAAGAUUUUAGAGUGCCACACAAUAUACUUACCAAGCAAGAAACUAAGAGGCACAACAGAGUAUUGUUUUGAGGAUCAAAGGUGUAUAAAGAAGUUGCUUUUAAAACUGCAACACUUGCAAUAUCAUGGUUGCAGUCGCAGUUAUGGUUACUGUUAUUGCAAUUACAACCAUGAUAUUAAAUUGCUCUACUGGUGGGCUAACAUGCAAAAUGUUAGCUUUUAAAUGCUUUAUGGUGGCCAAUUUACAUUAUCAACUCAGAGUUGAUAAUACUAAAUUACCCUGUUAUACUCUCCCACCAAUGCAACACCAUAGUUUCUUUAGAAACUUACCCACUUUAUUAGUUAGGAGUUGUUAUCUUAAUGUAACCCCAAAUUCUUGUAAAUAAUUCACAAGAAAAUUUGUAACUGCUAGUGGGGAGGAUUAACAAUCAGAUCUUGAGAGCUUAAAGGUUGACUAGAAAGUAUGACCAUAUAUGUUGGAGUUAUAUUAUGUUCUGUUAUGAUAUUUUGGUUUUUCAGUUAUGAGCUACAUUUUCCAAGUGACCUUGAGGAUCUGAAGUCUUUAGCCAGUCUAUUGAAGCAGUACAGACAAGAUAAUUUUGGUUAUGUGAUUCUGCUGUUCUGUAGUGCAUAUUUAUACAAACAGACAUUUGCCAUUCCAGGGUCUGUUUUUAUGGUAGGUGUUUAUAACAAGCUAAGAUUUUAGAAUAAAUAAAAAAUUAAAAGAGAAAUAGAGAGAUGAUCAAAUAAGUGAUCAGGUAAGUAGGUAUUAGUUGAUAAGUAAACGAAUAAAGAACAAAAAAAUUACUUGGUAUUAAAAAGAAAAAAAAAGAUUAAAAAAUGAAAAUUCUAAUAAAAAGAUAAAGUCUGCGGAGUAGGAAUAAUUUUCCCCAGCAAAUACUCAGUAUUUUCUUAGCGAAAAUUAUGGCCAUCAUCUUUGAUUUUAAUGGCAGGGGAAGGCUGGGGAGAGAAGUAAAUUUGUCCCAAGGGGGUGAGAGAUGGUUAAAAAUUAACAGAGUUAAUUAAAACUCAGAUUAAUAAUAUCCUAUUUCCUGUGCAAUCUUAUUUUCAGAAUUUGUUAGCUGGUGCAAUAUUUGGUAUGUGGGUUGGAUUUCCAUUGGUUUGCACCUUGACUGGAUGUGGAGCCACAUUUUGUUAUCUGUUAUCUAAAGCGUUUGGCAAAGUGCUUUUACUUCAAUAUUUUCCAGACAAAAUCCAGGCCUUGCAGGGCAAGGUGAGAGAGGACAGAUGCAUAAAUUAUAUCACCAAUGACAAUGUUUUCCUUUUAUCAUAUAAACCAAAAAAACACAUGUUGUAAACCACAGAUGAAGUCAAAAUAUGAUAAGUUCAUCAGUGACAUACUAGGCUGUGCUUUAUGUUUAUCAUGUCAUCUGUGAUUUACUACUGAGUGAUACGUGGUAAAAUUGAAUCAAACCUAUUUGUCAAUUUUAUUGAAAAGGAUUGUUGUUGAAAGGCACUCACUAUUAACAAAUAUGUAAUAAAUAUGUAAUCUAGAGCAUUUCUUGUAUUUUUCAGGUCCAAGAGAACCUUGAUGGUCUGUUUUUCUUUUUAUUAUUCUUGAGAUUGUUCCCUAUGUCUCCCAACUGGUUCCUAAACAUGUCAUCGCCAAUUUUGGAAGUACCCAUUACACAUUUCUUUUUCUCAGUUGUAAUUGGUAAGGAUACCUGACUUGCUGAUUUUGUUUAAUUUGGUUUGUUUAAUUAUGAGAAUUUUUGGGGUUAAUCCUUUUACUGCUGUGAGUGACCAAGACAGAAUUUUUUUGUCACUAUAUCUAAUAGUAUACAAUAUGCAAACAAGUCAUGAGAAUAAAGAAAAAUAUCAAUUAUGGGAUUACUAAUUGAUCUGAUACCAAAUUCUCCAAACUAACACCAUGAGAAUCAUUUGGCAGACAUUAAGGAGAAUUACUAAUGAGAUCUUAGGAGUUAAAGGGUUAACUUGAUGAAAAGUCAAAGUCAAGAAUAAAUUGUUUAGUUUUACAAGAUAAGAUAUUGCCCUUAACACCAGUGGAAGGAAGGGAAGGGGGGAUAAGUGUACUCAAAAUGACCAGUGAAAGAAAAAGUGGACUGAGAAAAAAAAGUAAACUAAAAGUACCGUAUUUCUUCACCUAUAAGCCGACCUCGCCAAUAAGCUGAGACCUUAAAAGUUAGGGACCUUCCAACAGACUUUUGUUGUCCAAAAGAAAAAGCAAAACCAUUGGCUAUAAGCCAAGAGUGAAAUUCUUGAUUGUAACUGGCCAUUUGAGUGAGCAAACCUCAUGUAAAAUAUUGGGAAAUGGCACAAUGAACACAAAAGCUUAUGAAUGCAAAUAAACACAAAAGAAAAAAGCAAAUCAGUGAAGAUGUAAAUACUACUACGCGACUGCAGAAACACAACAAUACUCUCAGUUACUGUAACCUGACAAACAUUUCAAUCGAGUAUCUCUUUCGUCACUUAUUUUUCUCAUCAUGCCAAAACGUUCUGCUCAUCAUACACUAUGGCUUUCAAUAUAAAUGUUAUUGUGGAAGCUGAAGCUGUAGAAAGCAGCUCGGAAAUCACUCAAGAUUAUGGACUUAGUGAGUCCAUGGUGCGAUGCUGGAGAAGGGACCAGGUGAUAAUUCUUUCUGGCAAGCUUAAGAUGUCUGCAAAACGUGCAGAAAUGGACCGUUUCACUCCCAAGUGUCCCAAACUAGAUGAGUACUUGUUUUUGAAUCCCAAACCCUCGGCUAUAAGUUGAAUCCCGUUUCGUGUGAAAAAAUCUCCCAAACUUUUGUGUCAAAUACUGAAAAAAUUGCUCGGCUUAUAGGUGAAGAAAUACGGUAACUUAUGGAAUCUUUCACUAUAUUAUUGCUGUACAGUCAUAUUGUAUGAUAGAAAAAGUUGUGGUUCGCCAAUGUGGUCAAUACACUUUAUAUAUCAAUUACAAUAUUUUCCCUGGCUUUUUAUUGACUUUGACUGUAGAUCUCAGUGUUUUGUCCACAUACUGCAAAUCUCCCUCUGUCAUCAGUUCACAAGGUGACACAUUCACAGUCGAACUUAUUGACUGAAGAAGAUUUUGUACUAUGCAGUUGAAGUGUUGCAAUUCACAUUGAAAGUGACUACAUUUUGAGAAAAGUGAUUAUGCUUUAUAUAGAAUACCUUGUGCUCUCUGUGAAGCCCACAAACAUAAUACUAAAAGAAAGUAAAAUCAAAAAUUUUAUUUCUGAAUUUGUUUUUUUCCUUUGUUUGUUUGUUUUUUAUUUUUUGCCUUUUUAGGUCUGAUGCCAUACAAUUUCAUAUGCUGUCAAACUGGUUGUAUUUUGUCACAGUUGACAUCUCUAGAUGAACUGUUUACUUUUAAUGUUGUCAUCAAGCUCUGCGGCAUAGCUGUUAUGGCAUUAUUACCUGGUUUAAUUGUCAAGAAACUUCACAAAGCCAAAAAAUCCCAUUCCGAUUGACUAGAUUGCUGCAAUUUUUUCAAAAAUUUUAUGAAAAUUAUCUUUUAGGGAAUGUGAAAAUAUGAAUUUUUUGUAGUAUUUAUGAAUUGAGAAUAAAAACUUUUCUCAAUGUGCGGAAGAUUUGGUGGUCAUCAACAUCUUAAUUAUUAUAUGUGUCCUAAUUGUGCUAAUAAAAAUUAUUGAGACAAUUAUUUAAAAUGAAAGCAGAACAUGUACUUUAUGCCAAAAAAGAAAUAAAUUAUAUUAAAAGCUUCUUUAUUCUUGUAUACAGAAUGUUUAUUCUUGAUGAUAUGUUAAAGAUUGUUCACAUCAGAGACAUGACACUUAUCUUAAAAACUGUUUGUGGAAAGUUUUCCCAUUCUAUGAAUUAUUUGCAAAAACAAAAUUAAUUAAAGGGUCUUUUAUUGAAGAAAUGAUGUAUUUACUUUUAUAUGAUAGCUUGAAUUAUAUUAGUUAAUUAGUUCUUACUUACAUGAUCUAUUAGAGGACAGAAUGAUAGGCAAUGUCAGCAUUAACCACACACCACUCUUCUAUCUUGUAACAUGGAUUCCAUGUUGCCGUGGGUCUCACAGAAGACGCUUCAAUGUGUUUGGAACAUUUGUGACACACUCGGUUGUGCCUCAAUCAUGCGCCAAGUUUUUCUUUCUUACACAUUCCGAUGUAAUCUGUCAUCUAUUACUGAACAUGGAGUGUAUUUAUAAUUUUUUUUUCCAGUUCAAAUUAAUGAAUAUUUAAAUAAAUGAAAAAAAUUAAUGAUUGAGUACACGAAUGAAUGCGGGAAAGAAAAUAAUGAAUUGAUUUGGGUGAAUGAAUGGUUGAAUGGGAGUGACUUAAACUUCUUGGUAUUUACUGCAUUAUAAAUAAAGCUCUUACGUAAACUGAGCAAGAGAUGCUGGCUUUGCCGAGAAAAUUGAU
Molecule: messenger RNA, 5082 nt
Organism: Pocillopora meandrina
Lineage: Eukaryota; Metazoa; Cnidaria; Anthozoa; Scleractinia; Pocilloporidae
Source: the annotation of a GenBank genome assembly